GGAGGAAAUUUUUUUGUUUGUUUUCGUGGCUAGUUAGCCCGUGAAAUAGUUGGUCUUCGCCAACGCCAUUGUGGUAGAAAUAUUACACUCGACGAAUGAAACCUAUGAACGAGUUAGACUUUCGGUAAAUGUUAAUCUCUGUGGAAAUAGUGAACGACGAAGCGUUUCGGAGCAAGUUAGCUGGUAAGCUAGCGCGAAGUUGAUGGUCGUCCAUUAGCAUAUAUGCUAGUUCGCUAGCUGGGUAAACGGAAGGGAAUUAACAGAAAAAUAAUACAUUUAGUUGGUUAAGUUGCAUACCCGGCAACAGUCUCCACUGUGACAAGCUCUACUUCGACUGAAAUUUGCGGUUGAGCAACAUCGGAUCAACUCUGAUCUCACAUUGACCUCUCCUGGAUAAAGGUUAUAAGAGGAAAACCCAAGAUUGUAAAGAGCACUAUGUCAAUCACUAACACUCCCACAAGCAAUGAUGCCUGCUUGAGCAUUGUGCACAGCCUUAUGUGCCAUCGGCAGGGAGGAGAGAGCGAAAGCUUUGCUAAGCGUGCAAUCGAGAGUUUAGUCAAGAAGCUGAAGGAGAAAAAGGAUGAGCUGGAUUCUCUCAUCACAGCCAUCACCACUAAUGGGGCACAUCCAAGCAAAUGCGUCACCAUACAGCGAACGUUGGAUGGACGCUUGCAGGUUGCAGGUCGUAAAGGUUUUCCACAUGUUGUGUAUGCCAGAUUGUGGCGAUGGCCUGAUCUACACAAGAACGAGUUAAAACAUGUGAAAUACUGCCAGUAUGCCUUCGACCUGAAAUGCGACAGUGUUUGUGUCAACCCGUACCACUAUGAGAGGGUUGUUUCUCCAGGAAUCGACUUAUCAACACUCACCAUUUCAAAUUCAGGUCCGCUCAUUGUAAAAGAUGAGUUUGACUAUGAUAACCAACAGUCUCACUCCAGCUCCGAGAGUCACCUGCAGACAAUCCAGCAUCCACCAUCAAGACCAGUUCCCCCGGAGACGUUCAGCAGCCCCGCUUUGCUGCCUCCGUCGGAUGGCAGCAGCUCAGCCUCCACAUCUGCUUUCUCAGCUAUUAGUGCUGGACCUUCAAAUCCUGCCCCAAACUGGAGCAGGAAUGGCAGCUUUUCUGCAGCGGUGCCUCAACACCAGAAUGGGCACCUACAGCAUCAUCCACCCAUGCCUCACACAGGACAUUACUGGCCUGUUGCCAGUGAAAUUUCAUUCCAGCCACCCAUCUCCAAUCAUCCAGCUCCAGAAUACUGGUGCUCCAUAGCUUACUUUGAGAUGGAUGUUCAAGUUGGGGAGACAUUUAAGGUUCCAUCCACAUGUCCUGUUGUAACUGUGGACGGUUAUGUGGAUCCAUCUGGAGGCGAUCGCUUCUGCCUGGGACAACUGAGUAAUGUCCACAGGACAGAAAAUAUAGAGAGAGCCAGGCUCCACAUUGGCAAAGGCGUGCAGCUGGAGUGCAAAGGUGAAGGAGAUGUGUGGGUGCGCUGCUUAAGUGAUCACGCCGUCUUUGUGCAGAGCUACUAUCUGGACCGAGAAGCUGGACGUGCCCCGGGGGACGCCGUUCACAAGAUCUACCCCAGCGCAUACAUCAAGGUGUUUGACUUGCGUCAGUGCCACAGGCAGAUGCAGCAGCAGGCGGCGACGGCUCAGGCAGCUGCUGCAGCACAGGCAGCUGCUGUGGCUGGGAACAUUCCAGGACCUGGCUCUGUGGGAGGCAUCGCCCCCGCCAUCAGUUUGUCUGCCGCUGCAGGCAUCGGGGUGGAUGACCUGCGCAGGUUGUGCAUUCUGCGUAUGAGCUUCGUGAAGGGUUGGGGGCCGGAUUACCCACGGCAGAGCAUCAAGGAAACCCCCUGCUGGAUCGAGAUCCAUUUACACCGAGCUCUGCAGCUACUAGAUGAGGUCCUGCACACUAUGCCCAUUGCUGACCCCCAGCCUCUCGACUGAAUAUAUAGAUAUAAACUGUACAGAAGAGAAGAGGCGAGGGAGGGGCGUAUAUCUGGCUGUAAUUUAACAGACAACUCCACCUUUGUGGCUCAGGGGUGUUGGAGGAGGUCUUGAGUCGCACGGAUGCUGUACAGGCUGUAUGAGUAGAUGCAAAGACCGAAUUCAUGGCUGUCCGUUUACUCCAAACACUUCUUUAACUGCAGCUCUGUGAGGAGUUGCUUCUGUAGUGAACUCCAGAUGUGCAAGUUCAUUCCAAUCAGCAGCUGGAGAAACAUGCGGGUCACAUCGACAGUAGCUGCAGUGCUCUGGAAGACGCAGCUGAGCGGAAAAACCAGCUCUGUCUGCUUGGAGAUCAGGCCCGGGCUUCUCCCGCCUCAGAUUUAUGUAAACAGCACGGUAACAAGCCAGAGGCAAUAAUCUUUUAGUGUGACUUGGUUUUAGUGAAAACAGAAAGUUGCUUCUUUUUUCAUAUAUUCACAAUAUCAAAGUGUAAAAAGAGACCAUUUAUCUCAAGAGUUGCCUUUGAAGUGACUAAAUUCAUUUUCUGAACCAUUUGUCGUUACCUCGUCUGUAUAUCCUCUGUGGGUUCUCAGCUGGAGUAAACUGUCUCCUUUAUUCAGCUUUUUUGGGCUAAAAUACUUCCUGUAGUUUGAAGGUUUUAUGUUCUCCUUGAAUGACUUCUUGAAAUAUUUUUGUUUUUGUUUUUAGGAGCAUUCAAAAAGCCCACUGAAACUGCAUAAGAUUAAAAAGAAAAAGCUAUAAAAUCCCCCCUAAAAGGUCAUUAGUCUAACUGUUUUAGACUUAACACACCUGCAUGAAUGUUUUGAUUUGUUUUUCCAUUAGGUGUAAAUUAGCACUUUAUUAAUUUGCAUUUCUUCUCUUUUGUGGCUUUUUGCUGCAUCUGUAUGUUUUAGCAUCGUUUUUUUUUUUAUUAUGCGAAUGAAUUUGGUUCCAAAGUUUAACAUUUUCCCCCCUCCCUGUUCUCACACUGCUCCUAAAGAUCUUACUUUCAGUAUAGAAUGCUGUAUAAUAUUUCAGGUUAAAAUACUACAAGGAGGCAGGCGUGUAUUUCGUAGAGUCUUGGAUGGUGCAUCACUUUAAAAUGGCUAUUAUUUUGAAAAUUAUCUGCAAGUCAGUUGAUCCAAAUGCUCAGCUGAACGAGGAAUGAACUGUGAGGAACUGUAAGCCAUAAUGAUGCCAAAUAUACUUUGUGAAAUGUUGGAAAGGUUACUGGACUGCAGUCGUUUCAGUGUUACUUCGCUUGUGAAAGCUGGAUUUUACUUCUAUAAACAUUUUGUCAGCAAUAUUGUUUCAAUAAUGUCAGUAGAGUUCUGUUUACCUCCAAGCUGUGGCAGUAUUUUAUACAAAUUUUUUGUUGCUAAUUUUACAGUGAUGAACCAUUCGAGUGAUAGAAAAUAAGAUUUACAAUCGUGGAAAAAAGAAAAAUAAAUGCGUGGUAAUCCUAACAAUCAUGGCAUACAAUCUGAAGAAUUAUAAAGUUUGAAUGCAAUUGGUGUUUAUAUAUGAAUAAAACUGAAAUGCGCCAA
Molecule: messenger RNA, 3494 nt
Organism: Oryzias melastigma (Indian medaka)
Lineage: Eukaryota; Metazoa; Chordata; Actinopteri; Beloniformes; Adrianichthyidae
Gene: smad4a
Product: SMAD family member 4a
Exons: 11
Coding region: 436-1947 (503 amino acids)
Biological process (GO): regulation of transcription by RNA polymerase II; BMP signaling pathway; cell differentiation
Cellular component (GO): heteromeric SMAD protein complex
Molecular function (GO): I-SMAD binding; RNA polymerase II cis-regulatory region sequence-specific DNA binding; DNA-binding transcription factor activity, RNA polymerase II-specific
Source: RefSeq, a predicted model, not a curated record